This is a messenger RNA of Cadophora gregata, 1611 nucleotides long. RefSeq lists its product as uncharacterized. The coding region runs from base 1 to 1611 and encodes 536 amino acids. The record is from RefSeq and is a predicted model, not a curated record. The transcript is spliced from 4 exons. Lineage: Eukaryota; Fungi; Ascomycota; Leotiomycetes; Helotiales; Ploettnerulaceae.
AUGCCAAGAAUCUUCGUCAUAUUGCUGGUGCACUUGCUGUUUUUCUUUGCCUAUUCCGCACAGGCACAACAAGUGUCUGUGCCACUAGACUAUGGGACUUUCAAAGGUGUAUAUUCGUCAAUGUAUGACAUAAAUUACUGGAGAAAAAUUCCCUACGCCGCUCCGCCAGUAGGAGAGAACAGAUUCAGAGCACCACAACCACCUCUUUCCGUCACAAAUGGGACAUAUGACUCAAACCAGGAUUUCGACCUCUGUCCACAAAGAACUGUUAAUGGCUCAGAGGACUGCCUCUACCUUGGUCUUUUCUCCCGACCUUGGACGCCCUCCAAACCUCUCAGACCAGUCGUGAUUUUCUUCCACGGCGGUGGCUUCAUUAGAGGUGGCGGACCAUUCACCAUCCCACCAGGAGGCUACCCAGUCCUCAAUGUCACCAAUUCCACAGAUCUGCUCUUCAUCUAUCCCAACUAUCGCGUCAAUGCAUUCGGCUUCCUACCAGGUGCUGAGAUAGCCUCAUCUCCAACUUCGGAUCUGAAUCCAGGGCUACUAGACCAGCGAGCCGUUCUAGAAUGGACCAGGAAGUACGUGAAGCAAUUCGGCGGCGAUCCCAAAGAUGUCAGUAUUUGGGGUCAGUCCGCCGGAGCGGGCAGCGUCAUUGCGCAAGUCCUCGCGAACGGAAAUGGAAACACUUCCCCCCGUCUCUUCUCCAAAGCUGUAGCUUCCUCACCGUUCUGGUCCAAGACCUACAGAUACGACUCUGAGGAAUCACAAACCGUUUACGACACGUUCGCGAACUUGAGCGGUUGUGCUGGACCUGAUUCCUUGAAGUGUUUGAAGAGCGCUGAUUUGCAGGUUUUGAGGACUGCGGCACUACAAAUUGCGAGUUUGAAUGAGUUUACAACUAGCACUUUUACAUGGGGGCCAGUUAUUGACGGGACAUUUUUGAAGAGGCCAUUGAGUGAAGUGACGGAAAAGGGGGAUUUGGAUAUUGAUCUUGGGUUUGGAUUUUAUAAUUCGCAUGAAGGAGAAAACUUCAUACCGCCUGGGCUCGCCAACGAAGUCAGCUCAGGAGCUCCAGCUUUCAACUCUAGCAGCGCAUCUUUCGACGCAUGGGUCAAAGGCUUCCUGCCCAAAUUCUCAGACCGCAAUCUCCGACGUCUGAAAGACCUGUAUCCUGCAGUGGGUUCGACAGAGACUAUUUCAAACUACAACACCACGUAUGUCAGAGCCGGUCUGAUUUACCGAGAUGUUGUUCUCGCAUGUCCGGCGUAUUGGAUGGCGAGAGGAGCUCGAAAGAGGAGUUACGUGGGAGAGUAUACGAUUUCGCCUGCUAAGCAUGCGAGUGACACGCAAUUCUGGAACCAAGUCAACGCCGUACAGCAGUCACAACCACUUAUCUACAAAGGCUUCACAGGUGCCUUUGCAUCUUUCUUCCAGAACAGUGAUCCCAAUAAGAACAAGCUUACUGAUGUAGAUCAGCCAGGAGUACCUGAGCUCUGGAAGACGGGGAAGGAGUUCGUAGUGAAUAGUGAUGGAUUCCAGAAUUUGAAGUUGGAUGCGUUAGCGAAGCGCUGCGAGUUCUGGAAAGAUGUCGGAAAGUUCGUGCCAAUCUAA